AUGAAGUUCCACACUGGAAAGAAGCUGCGCACAUGUGAUCAAUGUGGGAAGAGUUUCACAAAAAGAAGAGGCCUUAAUGUACACAUGAGAAUCCACACUGGGAUGAAUCUGCACACAUGUGAUCAGUGUGGGAAGGGUUUCACAAAAAAAAGAAGCCUUAAUGUACACAUGAGUAUCCACACAGGAGAGAAGCCGUACAAAUCAUCAUCCCUGAAGCGCCACCUGAACGUUCAUUCAAAGGAAAAGCCUCACGUGUGCUCUUUGUGUGGAAAGAGUUUUAGUGAGCUGGGAAGCCUGAAGGUACACCAGAUGAUUCACACUGGAGUGAAACUUUACAAGUGUUCACACUGCGACAAGAGAUUCAGAAGGUUCACAAAUCUGAAAAGACAUGAGAGGAUCCACACUGGAGAGAAACCUUACAAGUGUUCACACUGUGACAAAACUUUCAUUCACUCAGGAAGCCUGAAGGUACACCAGAUGAUUCACACUGGAGUGAAACUUUACAAGUGUUCACACUGCGACAAGAGAUUCAGAAUGUUCGCAAAUCUGAAAAGACAUGAGAGGAUCCACACUGGAGAGAAACCUUUCAAGUGUUCACACUGUGACAAAACUUUCAUUCAGUCAGGAAACCUAAAGAUACACGAGAGGAUCCACACUGGAGAGAAACCUUACAAGUGUUCACACUGUGACAAGAGUUUCAGUCAGUCAGGAAUCAUGAAGGCACACCAGAUGAUUCACACUGGAGAGAAACCUUACAAGUGUUCACACUGUGACAAGAGUUUCAUUCAGUCAGGAAGCCUGAAGUUACACCAGAUGAUUCACACUGGAGUGAAACUUUACAAGUGUUCACACUGCGACAAGAGAUUCAGAAGGUUCACAAAUCUGAAAAGACAUGAGAGGAUCCACACUGGAGAAGUGUUCACACUGUGA
Molecule: messenger RNA, 930 nt
Organism: Rhinichthys klamathensis goyatoka
Lineage: Eukaryota; Metazoa; Chordata; Actinopteri; Cypriniformes; Leuciscidae
Product: zinc finger protein 98-like
Exons: 3
Coding region: 1-930 (309 amino acids)
Biological process (GO): central nervous system development; regulation of transcription by RNA polymerase II
Cellular component (GO): nucleus
Molecular function (GO): DNA-binding transcription factor activity, RNA polymerase II-specific; RNA polymerase II cis-regulatory region sequence-specific DNA binding
Source: RefSeq, a predicted model, not a curated record